Messenger RNA from Penicillium brevicompactum, 651 nucleotides. RefSeq lists its product as uncharacterized. The record is from RefSeq and is a predicted model, not a curated record. The transcript has 2 exons. The coding region runs from base 1 to 651 and encodes 216 amino acids. NCBI's taxonomy places the organism in Eukaryota, Fungi, Ascomycota, Eurotiomycetes, Eurotiales, Aspergillaceae.
AUGUCUGAAUUCAUCUCAAGGCCUUGGUCCUCAGUACUUGUGGUAGCCCUAGCCCUAUCCACUGUGCAUGCUCUCCCAAUUAAGGACAGCGAAGCAAACAUCAUCGAAGCAAGAUCACCACGUCUCAUCCCGGACACAACCAAUUACGUCCAUAAUGUCCUUCAAGGCCUCGGACUAGGUGGUCUCUCACCCACUGCUACAACGACAGCCACGGCAACUGCAACUGCAACUGCAACUGCGACCCCUUCGGCAACCCAGCAAGUCGAACAAAGCCGCCCGGACGACGACAGCACGGAGCAGGAUCCCCCAGCACAGCCUUCUCCGGGGACUAUUUACUCUCAAAGCAGUUACUCAGAAGACAGAGGACCAACUCCUACCACGCACAUCACAUACCAAAGCUCGACAAGCUACACGCCAACCCACGGUAGCAACGGGGCAGGCUACACGGAAACCGUGAAACACCACGAAAGCCACUCGCCUAUGAACAUCCAGUUGAUGCAUGGAUGGAACAAAGACCGCAAGCUCACCGCUGAGGACUUGCCUGUUGUUUUCGAUGCUGUCUACCGUGAAUUGAAGCAUCAAGUAGCUGACAUCAACAGUUCAGAUGAACUUGGACUGGAUGGAUUCAUGUCGGAUUUGGAAAACUUCUGA